Soboliphyme baturini is the source of this 1077-nucleotide messenger RNA. Lineage: Eukaryota; Metazoa; Nematoda; Enoplea; Dioctophymatida; Soboliphymatidae. The record is from the annotation of a GenBank genome assembly.
AUGGUCUCGUUCGACGACUGCAAACACAAGACGUGGAACGUCAUGAUGCUGGUCGACAAGUGCCUCAGGAACAGCCCCCCGUUGAUGACCGUUUACUCGACGUCCGAGUUCGGCAACGCGCUGAUCUACGCCAUCAGCAUUUACACGACCAUUGGCUACGGUACGAUUUCGGUCAACAGCGUCAGUGGUCAGAUGGUGUCGAUUUUGUACGCGAUCGUCGGCAUUCCGCUGUUCUUUGCCCUCAUCUCCGACCUCGGCCAGGUGUUCCAGCGUUUCUUCAUCAAGGCGUUCCGCGCCGUGCGUCGUCUGCUGCGCACCACCGUGUUGUUCCGUCGCCUCCGACCGUCCCCCGUUGCCAACAAGAAGAACAAGGAGCGCAACUCCAGUCGCGAAAUGGCCCUCAUCUUCGCCUGUGCCGUAGGUCUGCAGAUUCUUUAUUUCGUCGGCGUGUCGAUCGUGUUCGCGCGCAUGGAACGGUGGGAGUUCUCGAAGAGUUUCUAUUUCUUGUUCCAGUCGAUUGCCCUCAUCGGCCUCGGCGACGUGUUUCCUCACAAACCGGUCUGCUUGCUUAUCAACGUCGCGUUCAUCAUGCUCGGCAUCGUGCUGCUGUCCAUGUGCUUUUUCAUCCUGCAGCAGAAGAUCAGAAAAAAGACCAGCGACUGGUCUCGACGGAUGCACCACAGCAUGCACACGUGGCGGUACUUACAGAACAGCUGUCAGGCGAGUCCGCGGGACAAGCUGUCGUCGUUCGGCGGCAGUCUCUGUCUCGCCCAUCGUCACUCGUUGCCUCCGCAUGGCUUCUGUUGCCGAAAGCACAGAAGAAUGCGAAAGACCUUCCGAUGGUCAUUGUGUUGUCGGUCCCCGUCGUCCGAAGAAGCCAGCAGCGUGCCUUCGCAGCCGCAGCUGCAAGCCUCGUGUAUAGUGAGGAAGUUUCCGUUCUACGGUGUCCUGCCGUUCGCACCGACGUCACCCCCGUCCUGCCAGUCCAAGCGGCCGUCCGUGGUGGUAAAGAAAACUUCGUACAUGCCUAUACCUCAUUCCGUCAUUGGCCUGGUGUCACUUACAACUUACUGCUGA